Molecule: messenger RNA, 3940 nt
Organism: Trifolium pratense (red clover)
Lineage: Eukaryota; Viridiplantae; Streptophyta; Magnoliopsida; Fabales; Fabaceae
Product: protein MEI2-like 4
Exons: 15
Coding region: 539-3457 (972 amino acids)
Molecular function (GO): RNA binding
Source: RefSeq, a predicted model, not a curated record
CAAUUUCUCAAUCCAACCUAAAACACAAAGAAACUCAUAUAUUUAGUCAUUCUUAAAAUUUAAAUUGUUUUGUUUACCAAAAAAAGUUAAAAAAUUAUUUUUUAAAAAGUUUUAAUUAAAAAAUCCAACUAAUUUAUUUUCACAUUUUUUUCUCUCUAUAUUUUUCUCUUUCUUCUCUGUUUCUUACAAAGUCUUAAAAAACUCAUAUUGUUCUCGCCUUUGUCUGGUUUCUUUCUCCAAAAAACAACGCUACCGGCGAGCAUAAUCUCGCCGGAAAAUUACCCUACGCUGGCCACAAUUUCAAUUUUCAGCUUCAAUUUCCGAUCUUUUAUUUAUUUUCUGAAUUCUUGAAGCCAGUGUUUGGGUCCUCAAAAACAAAAAAAAAACCUCAUUUUUUUGAUUUAUUCUUUUAUUGUUGUUCAAGCAAUGCAUAGAGAAAAGGUGAAGAUUGUGAUGAAUAGAGUCCAAAGAAGCUAACAAGUUUGAAACUUUUCAGCAAAACUUGUGAUUUAUUUUCUUCCAGAUUUUGUGCUGAAGGAUGCCUUUUGAAGUCAUGGAUCAGAGGGGUGUUUCUGACAUUUUUGAUGAUAUUUCCUAUCAUUCUGAGAGGAAUGUUGGAUUAAGGAAGCCAAAGUACAUGAAUGUCCAACACCCCCAAGGAAUGAAUGGAAUGGUAGCACCGCCUGGUAGCACUUUGAAUACUUCAUUGCCCUUUGAAGUAAAUGGAAAAUCUGGAUUUCCGAUGUCGCAAACUAAUCUAUCUGAGGAAAGUGUAGAAAAGCUACCUUUUGGCGCAGAACAUGGGAUUGCUGGUGUAUUGAAAGGUUCUAAUGAAUCCUUUCGUUAUAAUCCCCAAUCAUGGUCUGACGUGUUUAGGCAGUCAGCACCUACCUCGUAUCGUCUAGUUGGGAAUAAGCUUGUCGCGGUCGAUGCUGUUCCCCACGAAAGUAGUCUAUUCUCGAGCUCACUUUCUGAUAUGUUUAGCCAGAAAUUGAAUCUAUUGGCGAAUAAUCUUCUGUCCAAUCAGCAGACUACUGCCGGUUCCCUUCUGGAGGAAGAUCCGUAUAAAUCUCUUGAAGAGAUGGAGUCUGACUAUAUACAUAAUCUCCUUCCUGAUGAAGAUGACCUAUUUUCUGGUGUUGCUGAUGAUUUAGAAAACAAUUCUUAUGCUAGGAUUAAAGAUGACUCGGAAGAUUUGGAUUUGUUUAGUAGUGGCGGAGGCAUGGAGCUGGAAGGAGAUGAACGUUUAAGUUCGCUGAAAAGAACAAGUGGUUUGGAUGGAGAUAACAGUUUCUUUGGAGGUUCCAAAGGAAAAUUUCCUUUUGUUGAACAGCCUUCUAGGACACUUUUUGUUAGAAACAUUAAUAGCAGCGUUGAAGAUUUUGAGCUAAAGUCUCUAUUUGAGCAAUAUGGCGAUAUCCGAACCAUGUAUACAGCUUGCAAGCAUCGUGGGUUUGUGAUGAUUUCUUAUUUUGAUAUAAGGGCAGCACAGAAAGCCAUGCAAACACUACAAAGCAGGCCAUUGAGGUCUAGGAAACUAGACAUACAUUAUUCGAUUCCAAAGGUCAAUGCUCCAGAGAAGGAUAUUGGUCAUGGUACGCUGAUGUUAUCUGGGUUUGAUUCAUCUGUUUUGAAUGAUGAGCUUAUACAUUAUUUUGGAUUUUAUGGAGAAAUUAAAGAAAUCUAUGAAUAUCCCGGAAUGAAGCACCUCAAAUUUGUAGAAUUUUAUGACGUCCGAGCUGCAGAAGCUGCACUUCGGGCAUUGAACAGGGUUGAAAUUUCUGGCAACCAGAUUAAGCUUGAACCUGGUCAUCCUAGGUUCGCGAGAUGUCUGAUGCAACAGUCUUAUAAGGUGCAAGAUGAAAGAGAUCUUGGUCGUAGCAUUAUUGACAACUUACAAUUGAGACAAAAGCCAACAGUGACUUCUGGAGCAAUAGAUUCUGCCAGUUUGGAAAAUGGAUAUAACCAGAGAUUUCAAUCUGCAAUGCAGCAACAGCCUUUGAAUGGAUUUUUUGAUAAUUCAUUCUUUCAUGUCAACUCUGGCGUCAACAACACUGCGAUAGGGGCAUCUACCGGAAAAGUUUCUGGCGUUUCCGAGUCCAGUAACCCUGUCGAUGCAAUGAAGUUUGCAUCCAGUCCGACAACAUUUCAUCCUCAUUCUUUACCAGAGUAUCAUGGAAGUUUAACUAAUGGUAGUCCUUAUAACUUUUCUAGCACCAUUGGCAACAAGGCUGGUAACAUAGGCGCUGGAGUGACAGAAGCUGCUAACGGCAGGCAUAUUCAUGGAAUAAGCUCAACUGGGAACUUAGCAGAAUUCAAUGGAGGAGGAUCAUCCGGAAACGAGAUCCGCGCACAUCAUGGACUUAAUCAUAUAUGGAGCGGCUCCAAUUUGCAUCAGCAAUCGCCAUCAAGUAACAUGCUUUGGCAGAAAACGCCAUCGUCAUCAUUUGGUAAUGGUUCUCCAGGCCUGCCUCAAAUGUCAAGCUUUGCUAGAACACCUCCUCAUUUGCUGAGAACACAACAUUUGGAUCAUCAUGUUGGAUCAGCGCCGGUUGUUACAGCCUCUCCUUGGGAAAGGAAAAACUCUUACUUGGGAGAGUCUCCUGAUGCGUCUGGUUUUCACGUGAGUUCUCCUGGAAAUGGAGGUUUUCAUGGUUCUUGGCAAAUGCGUCCGAUGGACUUUUCUCCUCAUAACAACAUGUUUUCUCAUGUUGGUGGGAAUGGUACUGAACUCUCAUCCAGUGCUGGGCAGGGCUCGCCUAAUCCGUUGUCACAUAUUCUCUAUGGGAGACAACCUACGACUACAAUGUCGAAAUUUGAUCCUGCCAAUGAGCGAAUGAAAAACGGUAACGGUUAUAGUCGUAAGAGUGAAGCUAACACCAUGAGUAGUGCUGACAGAAAACAAUAUGAACUUGACCUGGGCCGCAUAAUGCGUGGAGAAGACACUAGAACAACACUUAUGAUAAAAAACAUUCCCAACAAGUAUACUUCAAAGAUGCUACUUGUUGCCAUAGAUGAGAAAUGUCGUGGAACUUAUGAUUUUCUGUAUUUACCAAUUGAUUUCAAGAAUAAAUGUAAUGUUGGAUAUGCGUUCAUAAAUAUGACUGAUCCUGCUCAAAUUAUUCCUUUGCACCAGGCUUUCCAUGGUAAAAAAUGGGAGAAGUUUAACAGUGAAAAAGUUGCAUCACUUGCAUAUGCUCGAAUUCAAGGAAGAACUUCUCUUAUUGCUCAUUUCCAGAAUUCAAGUCUGAUGAAUGAGGAUAAACGUUGCCGCCCUAUUCUCUUCCAGACAGAAGGCCCAAAUGCUGGCGAUAUGGAGCCUUUCCCCAUUGGAGCCAAUGUUAGAGUGAGACCUGGAAAAUCUCGCAAUGCUGGCUACGAGGAGAAUCGCAACCAAGCUCCUCCUUCAACUUUAACAAACGGAGAAGAGUCGUAUGCAAAUGGAAACUCCGACUGAAAUUGCAUGGAGGCAGGCACUAACUGUUCAAUAUUGCACCAUAUAUAAUAUGUCAUUGAUAUCGUCAACCCCCAUGUAUAUUGACAUGAGGAAAAGGGGCUCAGAAUUUUUUUGCCUUUAGGAGAGGAGCCUCACUCAAAGUUUUUCGCGGAAGGUGAGGUACAUAACCAACCAGAAUGAAGUUACUGUCCAGUAUUAUUUUGUUUAAAUUUUUGCAUGGCGUAACCGAGGCUCGAAAUUUUGGCAAGCUGUGAGCACAUUUUGUAGUUCACAUUCAUCGUGCGCGGUUCAAGAGUACUUGGCUGAUUUUGUUGUGCAUUAUUGUGUUGUUCAUAAUGUACUAUUUUUACUUGAUUCUGGAGUUUUUGUACUCUUCAAGGGUCAGUUUUUGUCCUUAGAUUUAAAAGUCAUUAUUGUUGAGGAUUAUAUUUUAAUUGCAACAUUUUUAGUUACUAUAUGUUAGAACUUUACUAUUUUGGAUUA